UUCCCACGCGGCGGGCCCACUACGGGAGCAUUACCCACUCGUCUUUAUAGCUCUAGCCGGUCCCACAUCUACGCGUCACUUCACUUCCACUAGCACCGUCUGUUGCAAUUAUGUUCUCGGGACAGCGGUCGCGUCAGAACUAUGACAUCGACGGAGACGAGGUGCAUUAUCCCACACGACCGGUAGACAAGGACAAGGCAGAGCAGGAGCUCGUUGUGAAUAUCAAGAAGGCUACAAGUCCAGAGGAGACCGCACCGAAACAGAAACAUGUCCGCAAAUGCAUCGUGUAUACCUGGGACUACCACUCCUCAAUAUCGUUCUGGUCUGGCCUGAGAGUGCAGCCUAUUCUCUCCGAUGAGGUUCAGACUUUCAAGGCAUUGAUUACCGUGCAUAAGGUGUUACAAGAGGGACAUCCGAAUACUAUCAAAGAAUCGCAAAGUCAGACUGGAUGGCUCGAAACUUGCGCAAGAACCAUUGGUCAUGAAGGCGCGAAAGGCUAUGGUUCCCUCAUCCGCACCUAUGUCCAGUUUCUCAUGGCCAAGCUCCGUUUCCAUCGUCUUCGUCCCGAGUUUAAUGGUCUCUUUGAGUAUGAGGAGUAUGUCACAUUGAAGGGUAUCGACGACCCAAAUGAAGGAUACGAGACAAUUUCAGAUCUCAUGGCCCUUCAAGACCAAAUCGAGUCUUUCCAGAAGAUCAUAUUCGCCCACUUCCGCCACUCCGCCAACAACGAAUGCCGGAUUUCUGCUCUUGUCCCCCUGGUAAAGGAGAGCUGGGGUAUCUACAGGUUCAUCACGAGCAUGCUGCGCGCGAUGUACAGGAGGACAAAUGACACGGAAGCGCUCGAGCCACUAAGACAGCGCUACAACUCGCAACAUUACGCCCUGCGCAAGUUUUACUACGAGUGUUCCAAUCUCAAGUAUCUCACCGGUCUCAUCAACGUUCCAAAGCUCGGGCAGGAACCGCCUAAUCUCACCGAUGCGGGGAGCGCACCAGAUCUGCCUGCUCGCCCCCAGACCACAAAGGCGCCCACACCACCCCCCGUCGCUCCCUCCCCCGAUGCAGCCGCCGUCAGCGAACAAGCUCGCAUGCUCAAGGAAUACGAGCAACAACAGGCCGCGUUGCAAGCCUCGCGGGAGGCCGAAGAACGUCGUCGUCUCGAAUUGGAACAGCAGCAGCAACACGAGUUUGAGCAGAGGCAGCGUGAGCAAGCGGAGAGGGAGAGGCUGGCCCAGGAGCAGCUUAUGCAGCAACAGAUGAUGCAGAUGAAUAACCAGGCCGCGGAGCAUUAUCAGAAUUUGGAGAGAGAGUUACUGGGCAUGAGGGGUCAGUAUGAGCGAGAUCAGCUAUUGUUGGAGCAGUACGACCGGAGAGUGAAAGCGCUUGAGGGUGAACUGCAGACCGUUGGCAUGCACGUCGGCUCGCAGGUAGCCUCCAAGGACGAGCUGAUCAAACAACUCCAGGAUCAAGUCACCUUAUGGCGCAACAAAUACGAGGCCCUAGCCAAACUCUACAGCCAACUCCGUACCGAACAUCUCGACAUGCUCUCCAAGUUCAAGCAGUAUCAGCUCAAGGCCAACUCUGCCCAGGAGGCCAUCGACCGCAUGGAGCGUAUGGAGCGCGACUUGAAGGCGAAGAAUAUCGAGUUGGCAGACAUGAUCCGUGAACGGGACCGUGCGCGGUUCGACGUCGACCGCCAGAAGGCGUCUCAUAAGGAUGAGUUGGACCGUCUCCGUCGCGAAAUUAACUUCGCGAACGAACGGGCGGAGGAUGCGUCGCGGUCGAAGAGCUCGGAGGUGUCUGGUGUGUUGUCGAAGUACAACAGGCAGAUGACCGAGCUCGAAGAUUCGCUCAGGGCCAAGCAAAUUCAGAUCGACGAUCUGCUGCAGAAGUUGGACCUUGCUUCUGACGAUCUUGAGAAGCUUCGUGAUGAGAAGGAUCAGGAGAUCAUGAUCCUCCAGGAGGGCAUGGACAGUACUAUCCAGAAAUUGUCCGAGGUUCAGCAGAACCAAGGCAUAGCCGACGAGACUACCAACGCCCAAAUCGACACCUUGAUCUUGGACAACCGCAAGAAGCUGAACGAGAUCAUCGACUCCAUUCUCCAAGCCUGCGUCCAGAAGGUGGACGAGUCCAUCUACGAGCUCGAAUCGCCAAGUCAAACCGGCAACCAGAACUCCACGCCCGAGUACACCCUUUCCAUGAUCGAAAAGGCGCUCUCGAACUCGACCGACUUCGCCACCGUCUUCAACCUCUACCUCGACAACCAGCCCGGCGGCGACCACGUCGACGUCAUCAAAGGUGCGAACGAGUUCGCCCAGUCCCUCGCCGACACGCUCGUCAACGUCAAAGGCAUCACCCGUCUCGCAAACGACGACGACGCCUCCGACAAACUCAUCAACGUCGCCAAAGCCGCCGGCGACGUUGGCCUGCGUUUCUUCCUCAACCUCCAAUCCUACAAACUCGACCUCGUCGACCGUUCCCAGCGCGUGACCAUCGCCAUGCGCAAUAACGGCGAAACCAGGUCCGCGCUCACCAAGCUCUCCGAAACCGUGGACGCCAUCAUCCCCAAAGGCGCGAAAUCGAACGCGCUCGCGAAAGCGAAUGGCGACAUCGGUGACCUCGUUGAGCAGGAAAUGUUGGGUGCUGCCCAGGCUAUCGAAGCCGCCACCCGACGCCUACAAGAGCUCAUGUCGCGCCCGCGCGACUCGAGCAAAUUCAGUGCCGUCGACUUGCAGGUGCACGACUCGAUCCUCGCUGCCGCGAUGGCCAUCACGUCUGCUAUCGGGCGGCUCAUCCAGGCCGCGACGGAGAGCCAGCAGGAGAUCGUCGCGCAGGGUAAAGGGUCGAGCACGACGCAGCAGUUCUACAAGCGGAACAAUCGGUGGACGGAGGGUUUGAUUUCUGCGGCACGGUCGGUCGCGUUCGCUACGGGGUUGCUUAUUGAGAGUGCGGAUGGUGUGUUGUCCGGGACGCAUUCGCUCGAGCAGCUCAUCGUGGCGUCGAACGAGGUCGCGGCGAGCACGGCGCAGCUCGUCGCUGCGUCGAGGGUGAAGGCGAAUUUGAUGUCGAAGACGCAGGAGAGGCUGGAGUUGGCGGCGAAGGCGGUGACGGAGGCGUGUAAGGCGCUCGUGAGGCAGGUCAGGGCGAUCUCGGCGAAGCAGAUGGACGAGGGCGAGGAGGAUUAUAAGAAUAUGGCGAGCUUGGAGUUUAAGAAGAGGGAGAUGGAGCAGCAGGUGGAGAUUUUGAAGUUGGAGAAGGAGCUCGGGGCGGCGAGGCAUAGGCUUGGGGCGAUGAGGAGGGCGGGAUACCAUACGGAGGAGACGGACUGAUUUGGCGGGUGAUGAGUGCCUAGGAUUUGCAUGGAUGGGUGUAAUACUUCUCUUUCUCUAUUUUUUCUCUCUCAGUCUCUGAGUUACCUUUGGAUACACUACGAACACUCCGUUGAUUUCUGUUCUUCUCACUAUAUUUCGACCACGUGCAUCUUGCUCGGUGCACUGGCCCUGUCUCCUCUCGACUAAAACAAUUCAUGUAUUUUCU
Molecule: messenger RNA, 3534 nt
Organism: Stereum hirsutum FP-91666 SS1
Lineage: Eukaryota; Fungi; Basidiomycota; Agaricomycetes; Russulales; Stereaceae
Product: cytoskeleton assembly control protein
Exons: 12
Coding region: 111-3326 (1071 amino acids)
Biological process (GO): clathrin coat assembly; endocytosis; actin filament organization
Cellular component (GO): actin cortical patch; clathrin-coated vesicle
Molecular function (GO): clathrin-cargo adaptor activity; phosphatidylinositol-3,5-bisphosphate binding; actin filament binding
Source: RefSeq, a predicted model, not a curated record